AUGUCGGGCGACGGCGCGACGACCUCCACUGAAUCACUCGGUUUGCCCUUUGCUCCUCCGACUUCCACUCUCUUACGGCCCCCCGGAGUUGGACAGGGGAACUACACUGGCCUGCCCGUGCAUGCGGUAGACAGCGGGAUGCUGGACCGCCACGCACCGACCGGCGGCGUCGACGGCCAGCUGUACGUACUCCCGCACCAGGCUCUCCCCCUCCAGACGCAACUGCGCGCACCGUCGACCCUGGUGCAGGUACAGCCUGGAGGCGAGACAGAACUCGCGCGCAAAGGUGAUGAGGGAAGACAGCCUGGCAAAUUUGAUUCGCCAAAACCAGGCAGUCACGCGCACUCUUUCGGGAAUGCUCUUCUUGUCAAUCCCCAACUCGUCACACCGUUCUUACAAGAACGUCUGUGUCCCUUGUCACAACGCCCAGCGCUCUCGCCACCGGGUCCGCCUGGACUCGCGACUGGUCCUCCCCUCCGAGACGCGACGAGCGAUGCGCUUGCGACUGCAAGUCCGAGCCGCGCUGCCGACGAUUCAAAGGGACCAGACACCAAGGGCGAGCUCCGACAUGGGGGCUGUGGUGAUUCGCAAACCGCGGCGGAGAAUUCCGGAGCGACUCCCGGCGUUCGCCCACCUGAUGCUAGGCUUCUGACGGCGACGCCGCGAGUCCCAGCGGCGAAUAGCGAUCAAGGGCGAGAAAACGUUUCGAAUCAGCGAAGGCCUGAUGAUGGAGUGGCGGGCACGCCGGGUGUCCGAGAGACUCCUAGCUCAGCUGCGUGUGCGCGGCUGCUCCCAGGAACUGCGGAACGGCGGGGUGGCCCUCUGCCUCUGAAGCCGUCUGCUCCCGAGCACGAGCGUCUGGGCGAGGGACUGUGCGCGCAAACACUGGCCGGAGGCGACUCGCCGUUUUCAAACCCGGAGCGGGGUUUCUUGCCUCCGGCAGGAACGUCAGAACUGGUUGCUGAGUCGGUGCCGCACAGCCGCGCGCUCCCUCUCGGGGAGUUUCGCCCGGGUGUCGAUACGCCCGGGAGUUUGCCCAUGCCCCAUCGUGACGCGGCAGUCGCAAACCCUGGACGACAAGCACUCCAGACUGGAGAGAAGGCGGGCGAGACUCUCGCCACGCCGGCCGUGUCUCGACUGCCGUCGCAAGACCGCGUCAACGCACCGUGUCCGCGAGACCGUUCAGAAACAGAAGAGACACCUUCCUUCGCUUCGAGAUGUCUCGCGUCCGCGACGUCGCAGCUGACGUCGGCAGGCCCGAGCCUGGAGGAAAACCGCUCUGGGCUCGUCGCCUCAACGAGUUCCGCUGCGGGCUCUCCGUCCGGAAUCUUUUCGCAAUCCCAGGGAUCUGCCUCGCCCGCAACAGACGUUCCCUUUCCCGCUCAUCCACCGUCGGCUGCGGGGCCGUCGCCUGCCGGCGCACCAGCCGAUCCCGCGGCGUUCGCCCGCUCUCGAGGCCCGGCGGGCCUCCUCCCUGGGGGCGCGCCCGGCGCGACGAGUCAGGCCGGGCGAGGAGACAGAGAGGACCAAGACAGAGGGAGGGAGGGAAGGCCCGAGCAGGAAGGUUUGUGGGAGAGACACGCAGCAGAGGCGACCAGGGGGCUGCUGGCUGGUGUCCCCCACGCGGCGGGUACGAGUGACGAGGCGGGGCAAACAGCUCACGGGAUAGACCCAGGGAGGCGUCCGUAUUUGCAGGAUCGUUAUGCUCACCCUGCCGGCCCCAACGUAGCCAGUGGAGCCGAGGAUCUCAACAGCGGUCCUUCCUCCGAAGCGUCUGCUCAGGCGUCCGCGACGCCGACGCUUCGUCCUCCCUUUCCAGACGCUGGUCUGCCGCGUCCUUUCUUGGGUACCGAUUUCGCUUCGGCGAGUGUCUCCGCAAGUUCGGCGGGUUCUGCGACUCCGAGGCCACCAGCGCCUCUCACGAGCCACUACCCGAACCCCUGCGGGCCUUCUGCCCCUGGUGGCGCACUUUCGCCACACGCUCAGCAGCAGUUUCGUUUUCCUCCAGGACACCCGCCACUUCCGACGAACUUCAGAGGACCCCAGCCCGGAGCAGGAUCUUCUCGUCCACCGUUUCCUCAAUAUCCUCCGUCCAUUCGCGGACCGACAUCAGGGACUGGAACGCCCCAGUCUCCUGCGCAGCCUUCUGUCUUGUCGCCAGCGCCUGCCUCCACUGCUGUCUCCGCCUCUCCUCUCUCUGCCUCCACCGCUGCCUCCACUGCUGCCUCCUGCGGGACCGCUUCCUCCGCGUCUCCCCUGCCUGUGGGCUUCCAGAAUCCCUUCCCCUUGCGCCCUGCGGCUCCACGAGACCGGGGCGAUGGCGCGCCAGGUCGCGACGGCGAGGGACUUGGCCUCGUUUCUCCCGGCGUCGCUUCGGGCCCAGCCACGCCGCGGGCGCCGCGGCCGCUUCUUCCCGUUUCCGGAAAAGGGAGUGCAACGCAUCCACGGAAUCCCCAGGGGCCGUUUCCCGCGGCGUCUCCGUGUCUAUCCGCGCCCGUGCGGGGCUCGCAGACCCCGGGGCCUCUGCAGCCGAACCGGUUUUUGUCUUCUGUUUCUGGGGUCGUGUACGACAAAGGCGGGGAGAAGUGGAUUGCGCGGUGGAGCGAGAACGGGAAGCCGUUUAAAAAGACUUUUGCUGUGGGGAAGCACGGCUUUGAAGGGGCGAGGAAGAUGGCGGAGGAAUCCCGCCUGCAGGCCCUCUACGCGAAGCAGCGCAGCAGCGGCGCCUCGAGACUACCGGCCAGCUUGUCCGCGAAAACCGCCUUUCUCUGCCGAUCUGCGGCGGUCGUCGACAGGGACAAGGGUGAGGUUGCGGACGCGAAAAGCCUGUACGAGAAGCCGGGCGGCGACGGCGCCUUCCACGACCAGGGGUGGACCGAUGCUGGAGCCAAGCCCUCGAGCGUAGAAGGCGAUUCGGCAAGCGGGCUCGGGAACCGCGACCGUUCUCGCGCCCCUCCCGGCCUCGCCGAGUCGAGUCCGGGGGACGGAGAAGGAUUGCCGGCUCCGGGACCGACCUUUCCGGGAUCUGCGCACGUCCACGGAGGACUCGGAGGCAGCGUCUCUCGUUUCUCGCCGCAGUACCAGGCGUCGUUCCGCCUCUACGACGGCGGACUUCCGUCAGCUCCCCUGCCUCGCGAGGCGGUGCCUCAGCCUGCGGAUCCGCACUUGGCGACUGCCGCCCUAGGCGCCGCGCUCGCUUCGCCGGCUCCUCUCGCCGCGGAAGGCGCCAUGGCCUUCACACCGGGGCUCGCGGCCCCGCCCCGCGCUCCUGCAGGCGGCUCGGCUGGCCCGCACUCGCCCCGGGAACUGUCGGGAGGCCCCGCGGGGCUGCCGCUCCCCGGCGCCUCUCCGGAGGGCUGCGGCACGGAGUGCGCUCCGAUUCCUCCAGCUGAGAGUGCAGGGAAGGGGAAAGUUGAGGGCGUUGUGGGGUCCGGGUCCUCGAGUGCUCGACGUCGAAGGAAGCGCGAGGAGCGCGACGAGAAACUGGGUCUUGGCGAUACGAAGGCGGCGCCGAAGAAAGCCCUCAGGACGGGGGCACUUCUUGCGGCUCUGGGCUCAGAAGGCCUGCCGGGGCACGCCGAGCGUCCCGGAGAUCCGCCGGAGGAAGAAGGGCGCUUGCCGAUCGGGCUUCCGUCCUUCUACGCGACGGCUCCGUUGCCGUCUUCCCGCUCGCCGUCCACUGCGUCACUUGCAUCGCUCAACGACAAGGCCGCGGGCGCGUCUCCGGCGGUUCAGAGGGCCGACCUCGGCGGAGCGCCGUUUUCGCCUCCCGCCCCGCCGUUCCCCGCUGCCGAAGGGGGGAAGCCCGAGGGCGAGGGGCGAGCCCCGUCGGUGCCUCCAGCGCAGGUGAAAGGGGAUCCGGACCAGGACGGGAGGGCGCGCAGUGGCGAGCAGGCAGGCCGGCUAGGUGUCUCCCUCCCGGCUGCGUCUGCGUCCCAGAAACGCCCACAGAAACAGCUGACUCGGCAAAUUCAACGGCAGCAGCAACUCUUCCGCCAGCAGGAGGCGCUGCUCCACACGCAGGCGGAACUGUUUUCGCGACUUGUGCGUCGCCGGGCGCGUCAGCAACGGAACGACCUGAGGCGGCGCACCGCGAAGGACAUUGCGUCCCUGCGCCGUCGCCCCGACCCGCGGCUCUCUGCCCUCAGAGACUGUUUGGUCGCCUCCGCGAGGGCCCCGUCGCUGAAGCGCGAGAAGCGGGAGGGGUUCCGAGGCAGCGCCGGCGAGGCCGGGCAAAGCCGAGAUGCCCCGGCGGGCGGCCCGAGAGAGAGAGCGCUGAAGACGGAGGGGACAGAAAGGGGCGAAGGGCGAGAUGAAAGGCCUGCGGUCAGCGAGGAGACAGAAGGCGACUCGGUCCGCGAGCCAGGAGCGAAGCACGAAGGACACGGAGUCAGCGGAGGGUACCCGCCGCCCUGGUGGCUGAUUCCGCCCGAUGAAGAACUGAAGGCCGCCGAGACUCUGCGCGCCCUGAGAGUCCAGCGCCGAGCUGCCGCGCGAGAAGGCAAGCUGCUCCAGGCUGUGCUGGAGGACAGGAGACGCGAGCAGGCGGCGUCUGAGGAGAGCGAGGGAACAGAGACGGAAGCCGACGCGGAGGCAUGUGAUGCGGCGGAGACGCACGAGCCGCCGGCGCGGAGAUCGGCCGAGGACACGGAGAAGGCCGAGCACGUGAGAGAGGGCGAAAAGGAAGGGUCGAGCGAAGCCGAAAUGGAAGCCUCGAGGCGAACCGCAGACGAAGAAGAGGCGCGGCCUCACGGACCUGCAGAGAAGUGCCCGUCAGCUGGAAGAGAGCGAGACGCCUCGCCGCCGAAACUGCCCAAGACUGUGCGCUUCGCGGAGAUACUCUCCACGCCCAGCUCGGGUGAGGUGGAGACAGGUCGGCCAGCCGAGGAAGAGCCCUCCACAGAGAUUCUCGAAGGAGCGACGGGCGCCGAGUCGGUUCCUGUCCCUCUCUUUCCAACGCCGCCUUCUUCAUCCCCGCUGUUCCCGUGCACGGCGGCGCAGCUGGCGGACCUGUGCAUGCACACGCUGUACGCACUCGGGGCUGUGCGCCCUCACUGGAGACGCCAGGAUCGCCGAAGGCCCUUCGGCUGGCACAUCUCGCAAAUCAAGCCGGAUCUGAUUCUCCCGCCUCUGCAGGCAUCGCGAAUCAUUCGCUGCGCGUCGUCUCCGGCGCCGUCGGCUUCUCUCGCCCCUCCCUGCGGCUGGGAUGCAGGCUCUCCAGCUGACGACGCGCCUCCUCUCCUGGUGUAUGGGGACGAAACGUCAAGCAUGUUGCGAAGCUACGUGGACGCGUUUCGCCCUCUCUUCUCUUCGCCUUCGUCUCCGCCUCCGGAGUUUCUCCAUCUUUCCUCUGGAGACGUCCAAGUCGCGAUAUGGCAGCUGGAUGCAGGGGGCCGGGCGGCCGUCAUUGACGGCGUUCUUCUGGCUCUCGAUGCACUGUACGAACUCCAGACAGGCCGCAGACUCCGCCUGCCGCUUUCGUCUGCAGCCGUCUCCACCCCGCAUGCACCGUCCUUCGCGCUCCAUGCGCCAGCCAAACAAGACAGUUCGCCGGGGAACCUGCAAAAAAACCCGGUAGCGCCGGGAUCGCUCGCUUCGCUGCGUGUCGACCCAGCACCGAACUCGCCGGCGGCGGUCCCUGGGCAGUCGCACGUGUCUGCUUGGCGCCAGGCGCCUGCCGAGUUCGCGUUCGAGGCUGCCUCGACGCAGCUGCAAGAUCGCGAGAACGAGAAGCGUUCAGAGGCGACGCUCCAAAGUCCGAGUACGGCGGCGACGCUGGCGCCCCCGCAGUCUGUCGCCUGUGUUGCGGCGCGGGAAGAGAACUUGGUGCUGGCGUACAACCCGGAGGCGAAGGUUCUACGACAAGUGAAUUACCUCGCUGUGGGGGUUCGCGUCUUCAUCCAGCUGGCGGUCGUGGAGCAGGCGCUGGACCCUCCGAAGAAGCGGCAGGCAGUCCCGGGUGAGGAGAAAAGCGCCUUGUCGUCGGGAAGCGACGACGCGGCUCUGGCUGGUUCCGGAAAGGAGCAGAUCAACCUGUGUGCGCUCUUUGUGACCGUCCCGGGGCCGAGUGUCUCGACAGCCGCUUCGAAGCCUCACUACGUGAUCGCGGAACUGGUGGACCGGCGGUUUCAGCUGCCGUGCGGCGAGCAGUUUCUGUUUCGGCCUCUGCCGCUCGCGGCGGCCGCGCCAGCCGCGCUCCUCGCCUUCACCCCUGCGAGGGUCCGCGAGCUCCUGCGUCUCGGCGCGAUGUGUCUGACCCGGUUCACCGAAAAAGAAAGCGGCAAGCGCCCCCGCGGCGGCCAGCGGAUGUGCACGGCCUCCUCGUUCUUCUACAGUCCGCCGCCGAUCGAUAUGUCCCAGCUCGCGUCUUUCUCGACCGCGUCGACUUCGACGCAGACUCCGCCGGCUCCGGACUCGGCGCCUGGCUCCUCGGGCUCCUCGGCCGUGUCGCCCGAGUCGCCUGCGUCGUCCGCGUCCCCGCCGCCUUCCACAGGGAAAGUGCGAGGCCACGGCACGUCGCCGUGUAGAGAUGUGUCCUUUCCAGAGCCGCGCGUCUCGUCGCCUUCUCCCCGGCUCGCCCCUGGGGCUUCGGAGGCAGCUGUCUCGCCUUCGGGGACCUCGGGGCCUGCAGCCCCGGCGUCGGGCCCCGGCCGCCCCGCGAAGCCGGUCUGUUGCCCCGCGGCUCCUGCCUUCGCGACGGUCUGCCGGUGCAAAUGCAGCCACCGGCGCCACGAGCUCCAGGCCGAGAUCAAGCAAAAGCUGAAGCAAGACAAGAAGCGGUGCCUGGCUCUGAUUCGCGAGUACCCCGACCUGUCCCUCCUCGUUGGCGCGCGCCAGCCGGCUUCCCGUGAAAAGGAGACACUUCCGAAACGUCAAACACCCCAGGAAAGACGCGCCGCGACUCCCAGCGGGGCCCAGACGCCCAGCAUCCCAGGCAUUCCGACCGCGAAGAGCGACGGCCAGAGCCCGUCUUUUCUGGCUUCGGCGUCUGCGUCGGGCUUCCUCGCCUUUGCUCGAACGUCGCAGCUGGAGAUCCUCGCUUACUUGGUCGGCGUCGAUCCGUGGAAGUUCGCGAAGAACCGGCAAGACGCGCCGAAACCGGAAGAAAUCCCCCAACUCCUCGCCCGAUACAAAGCAGCUGUACGGACGCCCGAGUACGGCCGACUCCUCCAAAAGUGGAAGACCGGCCACAGUGAACAGACGAGCAACACUCGCAGUGGCGACGCAAAGGACAACGACGGCUUUCUCUCGCCAGCGGUGUCGCCUCCCGGGCGGCGGAAACACGGGAAAGACCCGUCGGUCUCUCCGGCAGCGGCCGCAUCUGCGCCCGCGCCUGGACACGCGCCCUCGGGGGCUCCCAGUGCCGCGUCGGGCCUCCAGGCGGCGCCGACUGCGCUCGGCGGCGAGGGCGACAAAGAGGGCCAAGUCCCACAGGUGUCGCCGCGGUCCCUCGAGCUCGACGCAGGCGCCCGCGGUCCCUCGAGCUCGAUGCAGGCGCCCGCACUGACUCCGCCGGGCGCGCAUGCGGCGUCGAGCCGUCAGAGCGGCUGUCCGCCGCCCUGGCUCUUGCCGCUCGUCCCGCCCGGAGGCACUCGCCUCACGCUGUCUCCGCAGGUCCAUGAGGAGCUCUUGCGGAUUCAGACGGCCAUGACGCAGCUGACGCUUGGAACGGCGAUUUGCGUGCGCGUGAAGGCUCUGCUGGGCCUUCCCGCAGGCACGGAGCAGCACAUCCGCGGCGUGGUGACGCGAAACGCCCUGAAAUUCCCGUGGGAACUCGCGGAGCCGUCGCUCGGGCCUGCUGGGGCGCCUGCAGGCGGCGCGGAGCCUGGGGUGCUGGGGACGAACUCUCAGCGCGCAGGGGCCAAACUCGGGGCUGUCUCCAGCGACGAGGCCAGCGGCGAGAAGCGGGAGAAGCUGGGCUUCAAGCGCGGCGUUGAUGCGGACUCUGCCCUCGCCAGCGAGAGGAAAGAGAGUGAGGGCGUGCGUGCAGGCCUUUCGGCCACGCAGCCGGACUCGGGAGAAGAGGGAGCGGGGUACGUAACUCUCUCUUUGAACAACCGGAAAGAAGAGUUCAUUCUUAGCUUCCGGGAGGUCCAGUGCCUGGUUGCUCAGGACGACCUCCGCCUGGUUCGAACGCGUGCGCGGCAGUGGGUCAGUUCCUUUGGUGCCUCGCAGCCCGGAGCAGACAGGAAGGGCGGGGACAAGGAAGAAGAAAAGGAAGCAGGCGGUCGAACUCGAAAGUACGUUGCUGACGAUGACUUCUUCUAA
Messenger RNA from Neospora caninum, 8268 nucleotides. RefSeq lists its product as uncharacterized. Bases 1 to 8268 code for a protein of 2755 amino acids. Lineage: Eukaryota; Apicomplexa; Conoidasida; Eucoccidiorida; Sarcocystidae. Gene Ontology annotation, biological process: regulation of DNA-templated transcription. The record is from RefSeq and is a predicted model, not a curated record. The transcript is spliced from 2 exons. Gene Ontology annotation, molecular function: DNA-binding transcription factor activity.